Messenger RNA from Sphaerodactylus townsendi, 1206 nucleotides. It is a transcript of the gene PRXL2A, whose product is annotated as peroxiredoxin like 2A. The transcript is spliced from 6 exons. The record is from RefSeq and is a predicted model, not a curated record. Lineage: Eukaryota; Metazoa; Chordata; Lepidosauria; Squamata; Sphaerodactylidae.
CCUACCCGUAUUUCUAUUGUAGAACGAUAGCGUGAUAAGUAAAGGGUGAAUGCCAAGACUUUCCAUGUGGGCUGUGUGCCCAGUCUUGCCCCACGUUAUCUUGGAGGAGGGCGAGUCAAACUAGCUUCCUCCUGUCUGCCUGCCAGCCCAGACGCCUUCGAUCUUCCUCCAGAUCCUGGUGAACUUUGCUCAUUAGAGCAGCUUCUAUCUUUGCGGGGUUCGGUAUGCUUUCACAGUUCGACCUGGGGUACCUCACUGUGGCGAUGUGGUCCCUCGGCCUUGGGGCCAUCGGGGCCGCUGUGACUGGCAUCCUCCUGGCCAACACGGAUUUGUUCCUGUCUAAAGUGGAGAGAGCGUCGCUGGAGUUUCUGGAGGACAUAGAGCUGAAGACUCUGGGAGAAGAGCAAAGAACAUUCAAAGCUGGGGAGCUGUGGAGGAAGAACGGGGCCGUGAUCAUGGCGGUACGGAGACCAGGAUGAUUUCUGUGCAGAGAGGAGGCCUCUGAGCUGUCCUCUCUGAAGCCUCAGCUUGAGCAGCUGGGGGUCCCGCUUUAUGCUGUUGUGAAAGAGAACAUCGGCACUGAGGUGGAGGAUUUUCAACCGUACUUCAAGGGAGAAAUCUUUCUGGAUGAGAAGAAACGAUUCUACGGACCCCUGAAAAGGAAGAUGCUGUUCUUGGGCUUUGUUCGGUGGAAUGUCUGGAAGAAUUUCUACCGUGCUUGGUGCAGGGGCUUCAGCGGCAACAUCGAAGGAGAAGGCGUCAUCUUGGGUGGUGUUUUUGUCAUCGGUCCCGAGAAGCAGGGUGUUCUCUUGGAGCAUCGUGAGAAGGAGUUUGGAGACAAAGUGAGCCUUGCUGCUGUCCUCGAUGCUGUUAAGGAGAUAAAACAGCAAUCUUCGGAACAUUAAAACGGGAAAUAUACCUGCUGCCCUCUUAACUGUAGAAGCUACAGUGUCUGUAGCGACAUAACCUGAAAUUCCUACCCAGAAACCAUCAGCUGCCGUCUCACAGGAAUGGCUGUGCUUUGUUGGCUCUAGAUAUCCGGGGAUCCUUUCUGUUGUUGUCUUGCUGGAUUAAUGAAAGGCUGGGCCUAAAACGUUCAAGUCCAGUCUAGAUGGCUUCCAGUUAGACCAGAACUGUUGGGGAAUUUCUUGGUAUCUUGUCAGAAGAAAGGCUGAUGGGAAGGCAAUAAAAACUGAAAUAAUUAAA